AUGCGUGCUUUCAUUGUUUUGUGCUUAGUGGCUGCUGCCUGCGCCCAAUACAACUACCAACCAACCAGCAAUAUUGGUAGCGGAAUUGGUGGUGGUAUUAGCUCUGGUGUUAACUACGGCUCUGCUCCUGCCGCUGCUCCAUUGGGCGAUUUCCCAGUAGCUAGCAAUGAUUCCCCUGCCGUAGCUCCCCAGGCUGAACUCGAAAAGGAAUUCUACACCUUCUCCGCCAACGAUAACGAUUUCAAUGAUCCCGCCGCUUCUGAACAAUUGGCCAACUCCGUCAAGCAAGGUCUCCGUGUCAUCUUCAUCAAGGGCCCCGAAAACAGUGGUUUGGAAGAUGCUGCCUUGGCUUUGGCCAAACAAGCUGCCCAACAAGAAACCGCCAUCUAUGUUCUCAACAAACAAGCCGACCUCAGCGAUUUGGCCAACAAAUUGAACAACAUCAACACCGGCAACAACAACAAACCCGAAGUUCACUUUGUCAAAUACCGCACACCUGAAGAUGCUGCCAAUGCCCAACGUGCCAUUCAAGGUCAAUACGACUCUUUGGGUGGCAAAUCGCAAAACUUCAACGGUGGUGUUGCCCCCGUCAUUAACUUUGCCUCUCAACCCGCUGUACGUGCUCCAGCCACUGCUGCUUCUACUCCUGGUGCUUCUUACUUGCCCGCUUCCAUCUUCCGUGCUUAAAUACGAUUUCGAUUAGUCUA
Musca vetustissima is the source of this 707-nucleotide messenger RNA. RefSeq lists its product as uncharacterized. Lineage: Eukaryota; Metazoa; Arthropoda; Insecta; Diptera; Muscidae. The coding region runs from base 1 to 687 and encodes 228 amino acids. The record is from RefSeq and is a predicted model, not a curated record. The transcript has 2 exons.